AUGAAUGAAGAUAUUUGGAACAAGAUGAGAGUGACAUCUGUGGUGAAAAAGAGAAAAGUAAAACUGAGAUGGUUUGGGCAGAGAUGUGUAGAUAUCAUAGUGAGAAAGUAUAAGACGGUGGGUGUUAGAAUAGAUAGAGGCAUGAAGUCCUUUAAUCUUUGCCUUUGUGUUAUGUUUUCUUACUUAUUACGCGUUCUUUCUGUAGAUGCAUCUUUCAGACUUUCUGAAAAUGAAACGAAUCGCUUAGCCCUCCUCAGAAUCAAAACACAGAUAACAUAUGAUCCUUCUGGUGUUACGAAUUCUUGGAAUGAUCCAUUCCAUCAUUGUAGUUGGCAAGGCGUUACAUGUAGUGCUCGACAUCUAAGGUUGACAAUGCUGGAUUUAAGCUCUAAGCAGGUUGUUGGGACAUUAGUUCCUCAGAUAGGAAAUAUGAGUUUUCUUAAAGAACUAUUUCUUCAAAAUAACACCUUUAACAGUAAGGGUGUGAUCCCAUCAUCUUUCAGUUCUUUGAGAGGGAUGGAGUAUUUGGACUUGUCGCGUAAUAAGUUCUCUGGUCUUAUUCCAAAGUACUUUGAAACUUUCAUAUCAUUGAAAAGCUUAUACCUGUCAUUUAACAAUUUUGAGGGUGAAGUACCUCGAGUAGGAGUUUUCAGUAAUGCAAGUGCAGCAAUAGUCAACGAAAACAGAAAUCUUUGUGGCGGUGCUCAAAUGCUAAAGCUACCACAAUCCCUUCAAUCGAUUAAGCAGAUGAUUCGUCUUGAAACUGUCACAAUCAAAAUACUCGAUUUGCAGCAUAAAGGAGCUUUGAAAAGCUUCAUUGCAGAAUGUGAAGUCUUAAAGAACCUCAUGCAUAGAAAUCUUGUCAAGUUAGUAACUGCAUGCUCAGGUACUAACUUUCAAGGAAAUGAUUUUAAGGCCCUCAUUUACGAGUUCAUGGUUAACGGUAGCCUAGACGAUUGGCUACAUUUUCAUUUUCUAAUAAUGGAAGUCUGCACUUUCGAUAUCUAG
Solanum pennellii is the source of this 1008-nucleotide messenger RNA. Its product is annotated as putative receptor-like protein kinase At3g47110. The transcript has 4 exons. NCBI's taxonomy places the organism in Eukaryota, Viridiplantae, Streptophyta, Magnoliopsida, Solanales, Solanaceae. The coding region runs from base 1 to 1008 and encodes 335 amino acids. Gene Ontology annotation, molecular function: protein kinase activity; protein binding. The record is from RefSeq and is a predicted model, not a curated record. Gene Ontology annotation, biological process: protein phosphorylation.